UGACAUUUGUAUCACGUAUGGAUGUUUUUGAAGGGAACUUAUGGGCAAAUAAGCAAAACAGGCCACGCGCUGUCCCCCAGAGAUUACCUAAUCUAACCGCUUCCAUUUGGUCCUCCUCCUCAUCAAAGCAAAGUAUAAAAAGUGCCACCAUGGCCAUCAUUGUACAAAGACACUGCAAGGAAGAACCAGAAGAAGAAGAAGAAGAGCAACUCAAUAUUCUUUUCACAGAACCUUGUGAACCUUUCCGCUAACUGGGGACAGUAAAACCCACCACCUUCAUUCACUAUUCAUCAUGCCACCCCAAGUGCAAUCUCAGAGUCCGUCUGGGACUCGCGUCCUGCAGGGAGACUUAGCAGCCCUGGCCCCGGCGGUGCGGGAGUUUGUGGAGAGCAGCUUGGCCCUCUGCCAGCCUGACUCCCUGCACAUCUGUGAUGGCUCUGUGGAGGAGAACGAAGCCCUGCUGGCCCAGAUGCAGGAGCAGGGCAUGAUCAAGAAGCUCAGCAAAUACGAAAACUGCUGGCUAGCCCGGACCGACCCCAGGGAUGUGGCGCGGGUGGAGAGUAAGACCGUUCUUGUGACAACUGAGGAGCGUGAUGCCGUGCCCUGUCCCGUUGGCGGAGGGGUGUCUCAACUCGGACGGUGGAUGAGCCCAGAAGAGUUUGACAAAGCCUCUAGUCAGAGGUUUCCUGGCUGCAUGAAAGGUCGCACAAUGUACGUGAUACCCUUCAGCAUGGGACCAGUGGGCUCUCCACUCUCCAAGAUUGGAGUGGAACUGACCGAUUCCCCCUACGUUGUCGCCAGCAUGCGCGUCAUGACUCGCAUGGGGAAGGCGAUCCUGAACGAUCUGGGAAAUGGAGACUUUGUGCGAUGCCUGCACUCGGUGGGCUGCCCCCUUCCACUCAAGAAGCCCCUGGUGAACAACUGGCCCUGCAACCCGGAGCAAACACUAGUAGCUCACAUCCCCGACCAAAGAAAGAUCAUCUCAUUUGGGAGUGGCUACGGUGGCAACUCACUCCUUGGGAAGAAGUGUUUCGCGCUUCGCAUUGCCUCACGUAUUGCAAAGGAAGAAGGCUGGUUGGCUGAACACAUGCUGAUCCUUGGUAUUACAAACCCUGCGGGACAGAAGAAGUACAUGGCAGCAGCAUUCCCAAGUGCCUGUGGAAAAACCAAUUUGGCUAUGCUCACGCCCACUCUGCCUGGUUGGAAAGUAGAGUGUGUGGGAGAUGAUAUUGCUUGGAUGAAGUUUGAUUCUGAAGGAAACCUACGAGCCAUAAAUCCUGAGAACGGCUUCUUUGGGGUUGCACCAGGAACGUCUCUCAAGACAAAUCCCAACGCCAUGGCAACCAUUUGUAAGAACACUGUUUUCACAAAUGUGGCAGAGACAAGUGAUGGGGGUGUGUACUGGGAAGGAAUGGACCAGACCGUGGAUGAUGGCAUAUCCAUCACAUCCUGGAAAAACAAACCCUGGACAGCGGACACUGCAGGUGAGCCCAGUGCCCAUCCGAACUCCCGUUUCUGCACACCGGCUGGACAGUGCCCCAUCAUCGACCCCCAGUGGGAGUCCCCUGAGGGCGUUCCCAUCGAGGCCAUCAUCUUUGGUGGAAGGAGACCUGAAGGUGUUCCCCUGGUGUACGAGUCCUUUAACUGGCAGCAUGGCGUCUUCGUGGGCGCUGCCAUGAGAUCAGAGGCUACAGCUGCAGCUGAACACAAAGGAAAGGUGAUUAUGCACGACCCGUUUGCCAUGCGUCCCUUCUUCGGCUACAACUUCGGUCACUACCUGUCCCACUGGUUGAGCAUGGCGCAGCGCGCUGAGGCAAAACUGCCCAAGAUCUUCCACGUCAACUGGUUCAGGAAGAGCCCCCAAGGAGGGUUCCUUUGGCCUGGCUUUGGCGAAAACAUCCGUGUCCUGGAGUGGAUGUUCCGCCGACUAGACGGAGAAGCCGGAGCGAUGCCCUCCGCCGUGGGCUACCUCCCCGCACCCGGCUCGCUCAACCUGUCUGGCUUGAAUGUGGAUGAGGACGAGCUUUUCCGUCUCUCUCAGGACUUCUGGGAGAAGGAAGUCGAAGAUAUUGGAACCUAUUUCCACAGAGAGGUCAAUGACGACCUCCCCAAGGAGAUGCAGACAGAGCUAGACCAGCUCGCUAAGAGAGUGCAACGAUUGUAAGCACUGCAAUUUCAAGUGUGGCUUAAAGUCUUCAUAGUAAACACUUGAACACCGAUUGACCGUAUGUAAAUUUUCAUGUAGGUUUAGCACUUUCUGUCAGUAUUGUUUUGUUCUUUUUAGUUGCUUGUAGACACAGGCUCUGUCCGACGGUUGAUCCUCAGAUAUUUAUUGUUGUCAAAGACUUUCAUUUGUGACGUUAAUAUUUUAUUUAAAUUACAUAACUUAUUCACUUACAGCUGUAAACAAGACAUUUAAUAUAAUAUUAUUGUAUGGUAAUGGUAUUAUUCCGAAGUUAAAGUUACAUAAUACAGCAACUUCUGACUAGAAAUAUUUUGUCUAGUUUUUGUAUGUUUUUUUUGUGUUGAACUGUUCCAAGAUUUAAUAAACACGCACAUGAACUCAAACUAGUAUUAGUAUUAUUUACAGUCCAUAUUCACUGUUGACUUCUUUCAUAUUCACAAAUCAAUCAAAAUGACACAAAAAUGAAGUGUUUCUCAUUCAAUUCUGUAUGAAAUCAUAUUUAAAACUACCUUGUUCAGUU
Molecule: messenger RNA, 2705 nt
Organism: Engraulis encrasicolus (European anchovy)
Lineage: Eukaryota; Metazoa; Chordata; Actinopteri; Clupeiformes; Engraulidae
Gene: pck1
Product: phosphoenolpyruvate carboxykinase 1 (soluble)
Exons: 10
Coding region: 293-2164 (623 amino acids)
Biological process (GO): cellular response to insulin stimulus; response to starvation; propionate catabolic process
Cellular component (GO): cytosol
Molecular function (GO): manganese ion binding; phosphoenolpyruvate carboxykinase (GTP) activity; GTP binding
Source: RefSeq, a predicted model, not a curated record